CCAGCGUGGAAUGGACGUCGUUCGGCAGGUCCAGGAAGUAAACUGUCCGGUUCUGCCAGUGGUAAACAGAAAUCUCCUACGGAGACAGGUUAUUUAAUUCGCAAUAAAUUCAAAACUGGCGACUUAAUUUUUUUUUUCUACGGGCUUUCCCUGAGACUUCUGCAGGGGCUCCCUCGGGUUACCUAGCAGCGAAUUCUCUGCUUCCCUUUUCACCGAGCGCAGGUGUCAAGCUGUCAGCUGUGGACUGCAAAAGGAAGCAAAGCCUCUUCCUUGAUCAUGGUAGAUGCUGCUCUGGCUCAGGUGGGAAAGAACCUGAGUGAAGCCAUGAGGAUCCUUGGAGAUGGACAGAUGGAGCCAGACGCAGGAAUGGAAAGCCGACGUUUCAGUAGAACCAGUAUCCCCGGACCUCUACAGGGAGAUGGGCAGGAUGUAACCACAAUACUGCACCUUGUUCACCACCUCAUCCAUGAAGAGGAAGAUGAAGAGGAUGGGAGGGACAAGGCCAGCCAGCCGAUCCAGAAUGUGGGGGAACAGGGUCACAUGGCCUUGCUGGGCCACAGCCUGGCAGCAUACAUCUCCGUGCUGGACAGAGAGCGGCUCCGGAAGCUAACCACUCGGAUUCUGUCUGAUACUACGCUGUGGCUCUGCAGGAUCUUCAGGUAUGACAAUGGCUCCGCCUAUUUCCAUGAAGAUGACAGGGAUGGCCUUGUAAAGGUCUGUCGGCUCGCCAUCAACGCCCGUUACGAGGAAUAUACAACUGAAGGCUAUGCUGCCUUAAACUCCAGACAGCCAGUUAUCUACCAAAGCGCCUCCUGCAGGCCUGGCCUGGGACAACACGUAUGCAACCAGCUUGGCUUGCCUCUGUCCAGCCUGUGCACAGUGCCAUGUAACACCAUCUUUGGAUCCCAGCACCAAAUGGAUAUUGCCCUGUUGGACAAGUUGAUCAAAGAGGACACAGACGCUGGGAAGCUUCCUUUGCUGCUGAUCGCCAACGCAGGGACCCCUGAAGCAGGUCAUACAGACAAACUGAGUCGCCUUAAAGAGCUGUGUGACCAGCAUGGUAUAUGGCUUCAUGUGGAGGGGGUCAACCUGGCCACCCUGGCUCUGGUCCAGGUCACCUCUGCUGUCAUGGGAGCCACCAGAAGUGACAGUAUGACGCUGACACCUGGUCGCUGGCUCGGACUGCCUGCAGUAACUGCUGUCACCCUCUACAGACACGAAGACCCGGCCCUGUCCCUAGCAGCUGGUCUGACCUCCAGCCAGCCUGUGGAGAAGCUGCGGGCGCUGCCUCUGUGGCUCUCUCUCCAGUACCUGGGCCACAACGGGAUUGUUCAGAAGAUCAGACACGCCACAGCUUUGAGCCAGCACCUCCUGCUGAAGCUGAAAUCUGUGACCUGCAUCAGAACUUCGGUGGAAGAUGAACAAAACUCUCCUGUCGUGCUGUUUAAGUUUUCCCAGGAAUCUAAUAUUGGAGGCAGUGGGGGGUCUGUGGACGGUUUGUGUGCUGGAGAGAAGGAGGUACUGGAUUCCUUCAACGGAUGGAUGGGUGAGCAGCUUGCUCAGCUGGUUCCCUCUAGUGGAGUGGAUGUGGUAGAGCUAGAAGAUGAAGGGACCUGUGUGCGUUUCAGCCCCCUCCUCACAGCUGCAGUGCUGGGAACCCAGCAGGAGGAUGUCGAUGAAGUGGUGCAGAAACUGCUGGAGCUGGUGCCGAUGAUGUCAGCCACAAUGAACUUAAGACAGGACUUCAGGGAGGAGACCCACCGUCAUGCACCGUCAUUCACAUACAUUGAGGAGCUGAGCUGGCCUGGUCUGGGAGCAGUCCGGUAUGAAUCCCAGGCUGAAGGAGCAGACGAGAGCAGGAGGAAACAGGAGCAGAAGAAAAUCAACGAUGCACUGCUGACGAAACUACAAGAGCUUGACACAGACAUCUUUUUCUCCACUGGCCCUGAGUUUGUGACGGAAGAGAACUGCAUCUUUGUGGGCAUGGUGACAGAUGAUGUUGAUGUGUCAGAGCUGGUGGACACAAUAUCCACACUGGGAAGAGACAUAGAGGAGAGCGGAAGGUUACUGGAGAACAUGACAGAGCGUGUGAGGAAGGGCAUCCUGGAGGCAGAGCUGCAGCUGCAGAAAGCCAACCAGGAGAAACUCCUGGAGGAGGGGAUGCUGAGGCAGCUUCCUGUGGUCGGCUCUGUGCUCAAUUGGUUCUCUCCAGUUGAAAGCUCCAUAAAGGGAAGGACUUUUAACCUGGCAGCAGGUUCUCUGGAUUCCACAGACGUAACUUACUCCACCAAAGUCCAGGCAGGCAGGCCGUCCCUCCAAGACGUCCCCACCCUUUCAGCUAAGAGGCUGUCAGGUCAGAGGUUAUUUCGGCGCCCAGGCGCAGGUUCUGACUCGAUGAGUGAGACCAGCUCCGUCGGACCAGCUGACGAGUCAUCCAGAGUGGAGAGCUUCACCAUGAACCCCAACAUCCACCCUUCCAUGUCCACGUCUCCGCCUGAGGAAGCGGAGCACGCCGAGGCCUGCGUCAGACCACUGGCUCUCCAUGGGAACCCAGAGCAGGUAGAGGCAGAGGAGGAGAGGCAGCCUGAAGGCCAAGAGGUGGAUCUGAGUGGGAGAUAGGUCCACUGCACGUCCAGGUGUUCUCCAUCCGUCCUUCACACGCAGCCAGUCUAACAUAUGCUAAACCGAGACACUUGGAGUCCAACCUCUGCAGAAGGCCACCUGGGCAGUUUCAUUUCAACACUUCAGGAUGCCAAAACAACCCAACCAGUCCGUCCGUGUGACUCACUGUGAACUCAGAUCAGUGCAUUUCUACCAGUCUUCCUCUCUUCUGCCUUCACCUUUCUGUUGGUGAAAUCUCUUGAUGGCUUUGGGUUGGAGAUGUAGGCUCAUCACACAUGGAACUGUUUUGAAGUCUUUCCAAUAAACACCCCAGUUGACAUGGUUAAAUUGGGCCAUUUUCAUCUCUGAUACAUUUACAUAAAUAUUUGCAUCAAUGAACUGAAGGAUAGAAUAAUUUAUUUCAAAUAAAACGAUGAUGUCCUUGUAAAAUCUGGCCCACCAGGUCAGUCCAACAGAAUCACUGAAGAAAGAUCAUUUGCACGUUUACAUCCACUCAUCAUGAGUUAUUAUUGUUGUUCAUUCAUUUAUUUGAAUCCUCCCUUUUCAAGGGUUGUGUAAUUAUGCAACAAACAACUUCAGCUUGGAAUUUAUUGCAGACUUUCUCCAACCCACACAUGCUCUAGAUGUACAUACUGGAGCAUGUAUGUUCAUGCUCUAGUAUCAAUAGUUCUAAACCACUAGUGUUGGCCUGUAACGCUCUGGACCGGCCCAUCAUGUCUGAAUGUUUACAGUUAACAAUAUUCACCCCACUGUUGCAGACUCAGUGGCUUUCUGGCUCCAUUUAGUGACAUUUCAGACAAUAAAAGAAUUAAUAUCAGCCAAAAUCAGCAGGUCAGGCUCUUUAAAGAUCGGUAACCAGGGAUCGGCUAGAAAACUGCAAUCAGUGCUGCUGACAUUCUUUGAUUAAGAAUGUGACCUUGAAAUAAACCGGUCUUGAGUAAUACAACACUGCCUUCACCGCCACAAGGUUGAAGUGAAUUUAUCUGCAUCCACCUACAGCCCAGUGUGGAUAAGAGAAAAUCUACAAUAAAUAUGUACUUUUCUGUCCCGAUUCCUGUUUUUUUUAUUUUUAUUUUGGCAGUUAAUUUGAUCAAAAUUCUGCCUUGGAAAUAAAGUAUUAGUGAAUCAUCAAAAGUCCCAAAUUCAGAUCAAACCCACGCCCACAAUGAUUAGAGCUAAACUUGUGACCACGACUCUAGUCAUUUAUACAGUCAUUAUCCAUGACAAAUAAUAGGUUCAUGCAAAAUGAAUGAUCGAUGCAUUACGUUGACAUAUGUGUUAUGCUUUUAAAAUAUUAACUUAUAUUUCUAUAAAACCUUCUGAGCUAUAAUAAAUAACAUGCAUAUUUGCAAUUAAAAAAUAGUAGAAAAUAAUGAAUUGAAUUUAGUACAAAAAGGUGAAAUCUGAAGAACAAGCCUGAGUUUUGACAGAAUUCUAAUGUAAUAUUUUCAUGAACAGGAACGUAGAUCAGACAUUCCACAUUUCUACUGUUACUGUCGGCCGUUAUCCCAUAUGGUUGGAUCCAUAAAAGCUGAAAAACUUUAAAAUAGACAUUUUGUGCUUCAAAAUGUUCAUAUUUACCAAGUAUGUUCAUAUUUAUUCAGUGUAGAAGUGUUUUCAUGAGAAUAUUUGUUAUUACAACUACUGAUAUCAGAAAUGAGCUGCUGAAGUUGCACAUAUUUAACGUAAAAAUAACUUUUAACACCAACAAAUUAGAGAAAUUAAAUCAAAUUCUCUUUAAAGCUGCAGAAGUGGCAAGAUUCAAAGAACCUGACUUUUCUUUUGUUUUUUGUUUUUUUCAUUUUAUUUUUUUAUUAAUCUCACCAGUGAGCAUUUCUAAAUUAUUUACUACAUUGAGGGAUAUUUUUCUUUGCCAAGAUAUUUUAUGUAAGUAGUGUGUGAAGAACCGGAUCUAUGGAAUUGUUUGGGUGUUUGUGCUUUAUUAAUUUUUGUAUUUUUUUGGGGGGUGGACUUGGUCGUAAUUUUGAACAGUUAAGUUGAUUCUGCUAAACGUUUGAAGUCUGCUUUAUAGCACGCGUCUGCACUUUGAUGAUUCUGACAAACAAAUCUGUUUUCCAUGACACACGUUCAGUACCACGCAGAAAUAUUCAUACCCUUUGAACAACAUGACCGUUUUGAAACAUUACAAUCUCAACUUUAAAUGUCUUUUAUAGGAAUUUUAUGUGGUAGACCAACAAAUAGUUCAAUGUACAGAACAAGAAAAACAAUGCAUUUGUUUUAUUAAAAAAUUUAAAAAAAACUCCACAAUUCUCUGUGUUGGUCUCUUACAGAAAAUCCUACAAAAGCCAUAAAUGUUAGUAAGCAGUAAGGGUUAGUAAGGGUAAGGACUCAGGGUGUGAAUAGUUUUGGACAGGACUGCACGCUGGUCAUCCCACCCUUCACCAUGAACUACUGGAGAUCUAGUGCUGCUGGUAGAGCAGGGAUGGAUGUGCUGUUGGAGUGGGGCUGCUGCACUGGCAUUAAGUUUCUAAUUUUAGGGGGAAAAAAUAAUCAAAAUUUCUUCUUGAAUGUGUUCUCUCUUCCUGUGAUGCAAACUUUUGCUUCAGUUAAGGUAUCUUAAAAGUGAUAAGUUGGUUGUUUUGAGGUGGGAAUGUAUGACCUACUUUCAAGCUGUCACUAUCUUACUGACAACAAACCUUGGUCAGCUCGUGUGAUGAGGACUUACUGUAAUGAGAUUGCAUCUUAUCAAAAUUAUAUUAACAUCUACUUAUUGGUUAUUAUUAUUUUCCAUACAAGGUGAAAACUUGAUUAGGAGGGAAUGUUGGCUGUUACAAUGUUGAUUUAAAGGCCCAGUUUGGCUUUUCUGAGACUGACAGACCUUGUGCUUCCUGUUGAGUCAGUCCAACAACAAGACUUGGACUAAAACAGAAGGCUCUGACAUCUUGAAGCAGCUUAAAUGGUUGCUGGUCAUUUUGUGCAUUUUGGUUGUUUUGUGUCCAACAUUAGAAAGGAAAAAAAAAAAAAGCUGUCUGUCAUCGAACGCUUUGUAUGAAUUGCACAUCUAUUCCCACCCAUCCUGGAAAAUUUAGUUUCAGUUUUGACAAGCAAUGACUUCCACUAAUCUCAUAAUCAAACUAUUCUGUAAAAUGCGGUUGUUUAUCAGCAGCGGGUUUGCUCCGGGUUAUUUUGGAUCUAAAAAGUCAGAAUCUGCUAUAUUUGAAAAUCAAUGACCCAAACGGGAGACAGCAUAUCUUGUUGAAGGAGAAUACUGUUUGUUAUAAAGUUUCAUUGAAACCCCAAAUUAUUCACACUGGUAGAUUUGGAUUUAAAAUUAUUUGUAUUCAACUUCUAGGCUGCUUAAGUCAGCCUAAUUCUCUGGUCACUUAAGAUGAAAAUCAUCUUGGCCUGGAGACCGCUAAAAAUAAUAAUCCGUGUGUAAAAGUUGCAAACAUGACCUGAUAGUUUUUGAUGAUUAGCUUUGCGCAGUUAAGAACUCAAACGGUAUGUGUAAAAGGAAAUCUGUUCAGUUACCAAUCACAGAUAAGAUAUUGACUGCUCAUCACUUCUCCACAAAACCCUAUCACAAGAAAUCCUAUUUCUUUAAAUGUGUUUGCAUUGUUGUGCCUCAUUGUAAACUUUGUAUGAGAGGAAACUCUCAGAACGAAACUCUAAUCUCCAAACAGUGAGAAUGAAGGUUCCACCAGAGUUGCACAUCUUCUCUAGAUAAUUAUUUUACUACUGGGUUGUUUUUUUCUUAUGGUGUAAAUGAAACAGAAUUUCCUUACUGAUUCUUUCUGCCAUGGGAUUCUAAUAUAAAAAUUAUAAAGUUUUUAACUUGA
Poeciliopsis prolifica (blackstripe livebearer) is the source of this 6422-nucleotide messenger RNA. RefSeq names its product pyridoxal-dependent decarboxylase domain containing 1 (gene pdxdc1). Gene Ontology annotation, biological process: carboxylic acid metabolic process. The record is from RefSeq and is a predicted model, not a curated record. Gene Ontology annotation, cellular component: intracellular membrane-bounded organelle. Gene Ontology annotation, molecular function: pyridoxal phosphate binding; carbon-carbon lyase activity. NCBI's taxonomy places the organism in Eukaryota, Metazoa, Chordata, Actinopteri, Cyprinodontiformes, Poeciliidae. The transcript has 23 exons. Bases 277 to 2619 code for a protein of 780 amino acids.